GUCAUUUGUCAAUUUGUCACCCAAUAAAAAAACGUGCUGAAUGUUGAAUUUGUAAAUAAUAAUAUUGAAAGUCUUUUAAGAAUCGAAUUAAAAAUAUUGUGUUUGAAACUUGAUUUUAUUGUGAGUACCAUUAAAAAUGAAGAUAACAAGAUACAAGAAAGUUCAAAAAUACCUUAAAUUUUAUUAUAACAACUACGGCUUUCAUCAACCUUAUCAAGUAUUGAUCGACGGUACCUUCUGUUUUUCAGCUUUUAAAGAACACAUAAAUAUUAGAGACCAACUCUCAAAAUAUCUUAAUGGAAGUGUAAAAUUAUUAACAACAAGGUGUAUAAUAAUAGAGACUGAAAAGAUUUCUAAAAAGACACAUGGAGCACUAACUAUAUUAAAGCAGUUUGGUAUUCAUGAAUGUGACCAUGAAGACCCUGUUGCAGGCUCAAAAUGCAUAUUAUCUAUGAUAGGAAAAAAAAAUCCUAAACAUUAUAUUCUGGCCACACAAGACAGAGACUUACAAGAGAAAAUGAGAUUAAAACCUGGGGUACCUCUACUCUAUUUACAUAAUAAAUCUCCUACUCUUGAAAAACCUUCAAAAGCAAGCUAUGGUAAAGCUGGUGCAACAUUGGAAGACAAUAAAUUUAUGUUCAUAAGUGAAACACAAAAUGAAAUACUAAAAAAUAUGAAAAAAGCCUUAGGAGUUGAAAAGCUUGAAGAAAAAAAUACAAUAAGGAAGAAGAAAAUCAAAAACCCUAACCCAUUAUCAUGUAAAAAGAAGAAAAAAAAGCCAGCUGUGAAAAAUAAAGUAAACAGUGACACUAAUGUAAUUGAUGGCAGAGUACAGAAAAGAAAGAAAUCUAAACCUAAAAAUGAUUUGUAUUGAUUUGUUCAAAGUACUACUAAAUAAAACAAUUUUGAGAGUUUAAACCAUAUCUUUUA
This is a messenger RNA of Nymphalis io (European peacock), 930 nucleotides long. Its product is annotated as rRNA-processing protein UTP23 homolog. Bases 137 to 874 code for a protein of 245 amino acids. Gene Ontology annotation, molecular function: small ribosomal subunit rRNA binding. The transcript is spliced from 2 exons. The record is from RefSeq and is a predicted model, not a curated record. Lineage: Eukaryota; Metazoa; Arthropoda; Insecta; Lepidoptera; Nymphalidae. Gene Ontology annotation, cellular component: small-subunit processome; nucleolus.